Zingiber officinale is the source of this 333-nucleotide messenger RNA. RefSeq names its product heat shock protein 83-like. Gene Ontology annotation, molecular function: ATP binding; ATP hydrolysis activity; ATP-dependent protein folding chaperone. Gene Ontology annotation, cellular component: protein-containing complex; perinuclear region of cytoplasm; cytosol. The annotation marks the transcript as partial. The record is from RefSeq and is a predicted model, not a curated record. Gene Ontology annotation, biological process: protein folding; cellular response to heat; protein stabilization. The transcript has 2 exons. NCBI's taxonomy places the organism in Eukaryota, Viridiplantae, Streptophyta, Magnoliopsida, Zingiberales, Zingiberaceae.
UUCGAUUCCGGUUCCCGUUUGCGAAACCAGUUUCUUUCGAUCGAGGUGAUGGCGGACGUGCAGAUGGGGGAGACGGAGACCUUCGCAUUCCAGGCGGAGAUCAACCAGUUGCUGAGUCUCAUCAUCAACACCUUCUACUCCAACAAGGAGAUCUUCCUGCGCGAGCUGAUUAGCAACGCCUCGGAUGCACUCGAUAAGCUCCGGUUCGAGGGUCUCACCGACAAGAGCAAGCUGGACGCCCAGCCGGAGCUCUUCACCCGCCUCGUGCCUGACAAGGCGAACAAGACGCUUUCCAUCAUUGACAGCGGCAUCAGCAUGACCAAAGCUGGUAAU